AUGGAAGGCAGAUACAACAACUCUUCCUUUGUCAGCCAGCAUGAAGAAUCUGUGAAUACUUCUGAAAAGGGGCCAGAGUCUCCGGUCUCCGACAUCAUCAACGAUGGGAAGAUAUCUUCUACUACUACUACUACCACUGCCAUAGCAUCUCCCAGGAAAAGUAGACGAGCUGUGCAAAAGAGGGUGGUAUCGGUGCCGAUUGCAGACUUGGACGGGUCUCGGAUCAAAGGCGAGGGAGCUCCACCGUCCGAUUCGUGGGCCUGGAGGAAGUACGGCCAGAAACCCAUCAAGGGCUCUCCCUACCCAAGGGGAUAUUAUCGAUGCAGUAGUUCGAAAGGGUGCCCCGCGAGAAAGCAAGUAGAGAGGAGCCGCGUGGACCCCACUAUGCUUGUCGUGACGUACGCGUGUGACCACAACCACCCUUGGCCGACCUCCAGAAACCAACAACAAAAACAGCAACAACAAGAAGCCACUACUCCCGCCGCUGCCGUCGUCACAACCGCCACCACAACUGCCACCUCAACGUCCCCAACAACCUCAUCAACUGCCACCGCUGAAGCAGUGCCCGGCACUCGAAAGCUCCAAUCAGAAGAAUCGACGGUUUUCGGGAACCAAGCCGAGAUCGAACCGGACAAGAAAUUCGCAGACCUGGGCGAAGAACCGAUGAUCACCACCGACGACUUCAGUUGGUUCUCUGAUAUGGUGUCCUCGUCCUCCGCCACCAUGCUGGAGAGCCCGUUUUGCGCGGAGAGCAACAGUGGAAGAGAUGCUGACGUGGCUACGUUAUUCCCGAUGGGAGAAGAGGAUGAGUUAUUGUACGCAGAUCUUGGGGAGCUUCCGGAAUGUUCGUUGGUUUUUCGGCGGAUUGGGGUAUUCGAGCACGACGAGGAGCGUCGGCGGUGUGGUUUGAGGGCGGCGCCACUUUGCGGAAGCUCAGGAUGAGAUAUCACGCGCCGCCUCUCUACGUCCGUUUCACACCCUCACAGAGAAGCCAUCAAGCCAAACAACUUGUUGUAGGUAACAAACCAAAUGCGUAUCGUGGGCCAUACGACACAACAGAUUUUGAAAAAACAGACCCAACAUUUUUUUCCCCUUCUUACGUUGGUUUUCAAUAUAAAAUACUAAUAAAAAAAAGGAAAUGUAUGAAAUAAUGAAAAGAGAGGGGAUUUGUUUAAUGGCGGAGAUACCAAGAGUUGUGUCUUGAUCUCUUUGUAA
Molecule: messenger RNA, 1215 nt
Organism: Telopea speciosissima
Lineage: Eukaryota; Viridiplantae; Streptophyta; Magnoliopsida; Proteales; Proteaceae
Product: probable WRKY transcription factor 65
Exons: 3
Coding region: 1-942 (313 amino acids)
Biological process (GO): regulation of DNA-templated transcription
Cellular component (GO): nucleus
Molecular function (GO): DNA-binding transcription factor activity; transcription cis-regulatory region binding
Source: RefSeq, a predicted model, not a curated record